AUGGCCAGCUACCAGAAUGGUCAGCCUCACUAUCCUUCCAACAACCAUCCCUCCUCGGGCCAGAACACUGGGUACUCGCCGUAUGGCUCCCAGCCUCCAUACCCCUCGCGACCUCUCGAGCGCACCUCGAGUUUCGAUGCCGGAGAUGACGACCGAUUCAUCGAGGGAGAUCAUGGCCAGACACAUGCGCGGUCAAUACAAGGAUACCAGGCCUACACUGGGCAGACGGGAGCAAGUCCACCAGUGAACAGAAUGCAGGCGCCGAAUUUGCAGGCUGCGACAUCACUCCCUUUCAGAACAAACACACAACAUACCGCAUUGGGAGGAUAUCAACACCAAUAUCAACCGGCAGUGCCUGCUCAUCCACCUUACAAUCCUGCUCAGUACCAACAACAGCAGCAAUCGGCAUACACUCCGCAAACAUAUACUAGUCCACAGUCUGCUCACCCGUCCAGCACCUAUCAGCCAUAUAUUCCAGCAGCUUAUGGGGACCCCAACGUGGCUCGUCGCCCUUCGGUGUACAACAGUUACGGCUACUACGAUGCGAACGCUCAGAUAAACUAUGCCUCUAAUCAGCCUCCUCCCCCUCCUCCCCGGCCCGAGCAAGUCCCGUAUUCGCAUACACAAGCGUACGGUGCAUAUCAGCAUGACGCUGUUCAGCAGUCCCAUGUCCGUCGUCCUAGCACUUCCUCCGCCGGCCAGGCUCAUCCAGCCUACUCUCCUCCUGCCCCGGCGCCCCCUCCACAUGAUUCAGCGCUCGCAGGCCGGCCCCAUUCGAGAUCCACAAGUAUUCCCGAGGAAGGGUACCCUUAUGGCGCCGGAACGACAGUGCCAUACCAGAACUCAGCCUUGAAUGCCUAUUCAUCUCCGGACAUCAACAGAAAUUCUUCAUUUGCAAGUCGACUGAGCAGUCAAUCUAUCUCACCACAACCUUCGCUUCCCACGCCGCCCAGUAGACAGCCUUCAAACCAAUCCCCCCAGCGCACUAACACCCUUGACCGCCAUCCUCAGGGAAGGUCUCUACCGGGGGUACCUUCGGAGUCAGAGUCCGACAAUGACUAUUUCAUCCCCACCGACUCACAAAACGCUGCGGAUGGUGGUGCCCGUCAGUCCGGCUACGACGACUUGAUGCUUCACCUGGAUGAGGCCAUCGGAAGCACUUCUGGGCACACAAGGCCCACCAGUGACCAUAGGUACCGUGACCUGAGGGACGACGGCCCCAACGGUAUGUAUCAACAACCUUCGCCUCAGCCGCUUCUCUCGCCUGACGAGGUUCCGACCCACCUGAACGGAAACAUUGCCUCUAGCGGAGGCACUUAUAUUAACUACGGAGCAUUCACAGACGACAGUGAUGCUGAGGCUGCCGCCGGACUCGCUGCUCUGCAAGCAUUGGACGAGCAGGAGAGGGCAGAGGAUGCGCGCAGACGUAGCGGUUCAGCCACCCUCUUCCCCAGCCAGUCGCGCGUUGAAGGGGCCGUGCCGUAUCUUUCUGGGCAGGAGCAGAGCAGCGACAGUGACUAUGCCGGGUACGAUUUGAGUCUCGUAGGUGGAGGCUAUGCGCCAGACAUGUCAUACGGCGAGUCGAAUGAGUCAAACUACGCUGCUGCCGCAGCCAUGCCGCAAAGUGACUUGUAUGGCCGGCUGAAUACACGGAUGAAUUCUGUCCGUAGCUCUGGCGUGUCCUCCGAAGGCAGAGAAUCCCAAGCAAGCGGAUUCGAAUCCAUUCCUCCUGCGGACCAUCUCCGUCAGUACGAGUCCAUCCACAAUGUCGCGCGCGUCGAUACGGGGGGCACUGGCGGACUUACCGAACCGAGUCCUCAUCCUCGUCGGUUAAGCUAUGAAGAUGGCGAUGAGGCGACUUUGAUGGAUUCGGAGACAGGCCGUGCCUCUGGAGAUACGAGUCCGUCACGAGAUUCGAUGCCAGAUCUGUUCUUCCAUCCGGGCCUGAGCCAACAGCGACCGCUACCACCGCCUCCUUCACACUCCGACCCGGGCUCGCGCAUCCCACAUUUGAUGCCUGCUGGUACUUACACUCAGCAAACCCGAUUCUCACAAUACACGGAUACAAGUUCCCGUGGUUAUCCUCCCGCACCCGAGUCGUACACUCCUCCCUUGCUCAGUCCCUCACCUGUUCCCCGAUCGACCUCCCUGUCGAGCACCCGAAGUGCCCCCCGAGUGGAGCAUCCGGUUCGCUCGAAAACUGACGCAGACCGGCAGAAACUCGCGCGUCAACAAGAGCGGCCGGUGUCCGAUCUUUAUGACAUCGCCAGCCCUCAGUCCGCCGUUGCAUUGGACCUACCCGCCAUUCCGAAGAAACGGUACAAUCCUGCCAAGCUGUCCGCCGAUCAACUUAAGAAGUGCGCCGAACCUUGGGCGCUCAGCUCAGUUCUGGCCUGGAUCAAGGAUUUGGCUGAGGAUGAGGCCGAUCUGAAAGAGAACAGCAUCGUCGAAGGCAUUGUCGCACUUUUCAUGCACAAAGUUCCGACCAUGUAUAUCACCGAAGCCGAGGCUCUUGGUGAGCGAGUGGUCAAGGAGAUGUUGGGCGCCAAUGCCUUGGUGAGAGAGGAAGAGUGGGUGAAGUUUGGCCCGGGCACGCUGUCUGGCGCCCUUUAUCAACUCACGGGAAGUGGAUGCUAUUCCUCCAAACUGCACCCAUAUCACACUCGAGGGCGCUGCUAUUCGUUCCACUGCAUGAGGACACUCAAGAAGAUUGACCUCGAUUCUCUACCGGUGGAGAAGAAGUCGGAGGACUGGGUGACGUUCUACAAGCUCGGCAAAGAAGACAUCGCGACUCAUGACAAGAAGGAGAUUGAACGACAGAAUGUCUUGCACGAAAUCGUCACCAGCGAAGACCUCUACAUCAGCCAACUGGAUGUUCUCAGGAUCCUGUACAGAGACCGUCUGGCGGCUGCCCCAGUCCCAAUCAUUCCAUCCAAGAAACUGCCGGUUUUUUUGAGAGAGGUAUUUGGAGGGGUUGAUAAAGUCAAGAAGGUGAAUCAAGAUUACCUCCUCGGUCAGCUGAAGUAUCGGCAGACCGAGCAAGGGCCUUGGAUCGUGGGCUUUAGCGACAUAUUCCGCGAAUGGAUCAGGAAAGCUCGGCCGGUGUAUGUGGAAUACGCCUCGAAUUUCCCUCGUGCAGAUUACCUGAUGCGUCGAGAGGCGGAGCGCAAUGUCCAUUUCAAACAAUUUCUCGACCAAGCUCGCGAGGACAAGCGAUCCAAUCGGCUGGGCUGGGACAAUUACCUCAAAGCCCCGAUUACCAGACUGCAACGGUACAGUCUGUUGCUCUCGACGGUGCAGAAGAACAUGCUGAAAGAUUCGGAAGAGAAGAACAACCUCGCGUAUGCGCUGGACGAGAUCCGAGCGGCGACGUUUGAGUGUGAUUCCAAGUUUGCCGAGAUGACCAAGAAGAUGGAGCUGAUUGAAAUGCAAACCAAGUUGCGACUCCGGCCGGCCAUGGAGAAAGAGGUCGAGCUGAACCUCGACCAUCUGGGUCGGGAGAUCGUGUUCCGCGGCGAUCUGCAACGUGCGGGAGGGAAAGGCUUCCAAUGGGUCGACACGCAUGCCAUCCUGUUCGAUCAUUACCUCGUCCUGGCGAAACCUCUAAUCAAUCGAGACCGCAAGGAAGGGUAUUACGACGUCUCCAAGGUUCCUAUUCCCAUGGACCUCCUGGUGCUGGAAAGCUCCAAUGAUGCCGCGGUGGUGAAGUCGUCGGUCAAAGGAAUCGGAGCCGUCACCUCCACUGUGGUGUCUCGAGGGCCGACCGCCCCGGAUUCUCGACUGGCACGGGCCCAGUCGACGGCAAGCGGAGGACAGCCGGGCUCUCUGACACACGCGAGCACCAAUCUCUCGAUCGGAUCCGGCAAUACCAGCCAAUCGAUGGUGCCCAUCACGACCUUGGACUCGGGCAGUUCGAAAGAGGAGAAGAUCAUGUAUCCCUUCCGCGUCAAACACCUUGGGAAAACCGAGACCUACACACUGUAUGCUCCCAGUGCUCCAAACCGUCAAGAUUGGUGUGAAGCCAUCAUCCAAGCCAAAACGAGACAUGCGGAAGCGUUGUUCUCUCAGAACGCCGAGCCUUUCAAGCUUCGGGUGCUGGCAGACACUGCCUUCGGCUACGAAGGGCUCGCCUACCCUCAAAGACGUAUAUUGAUCAAGGGGACUCCCCUGGACAGGGCGAUCCAGGAGACGGAAAAGAAGUUCGAAGGCCAGGGCCGUCCAGCGCCUGUUUGCCGAGCUCCGAUCAAUUGUGCCACGGUGUUUAAUCAACCAUAUGGCAGGCUCAUGUGCGCCGUCGGCACCGACUACGGCGUAUAUAUAUCUGAAUACCAGAAUUCUCGGGGUUGGGUCCGGGCUAUCCCGAUGCAACGAGUAGGCCAGAUCGCGGUUCUGGAGGAGUUCAACCUAUUUUUGCUUAUUUCGGACAAGGCGCUCGUCGCCUAUCAUCUGGACGUAGUCUGCCCGCCGACCGGCAGCCUGGCCCCACAGACUGAUGCCUCGAGUCGGAAGGCACCGCAAAAGCUGUCUGGCUCCAAGGACGUGGGCUUCUUUGUGACCGGCCGGAUGAAGGAGCGGACGUUGGUCUUUUACAAAAAGCGCGACGGCAUCGCUUCGACCUUCAAGGUCCUCGAGCCUGUUCUCCAACGGAGCACGACCAGCCGAUCCCGCUUCCUACCUUCAUCCUCGCGACGCGGCCAAACCGAGUUCUUCCGGGAAUUCGACGAGUUCUACAUCCCGGCCGAGUGUUACAGCCUGAACCUGUUUCAGUCAAGCUUGGCCAUAUCCACCGCGCGCGGCGUGGAAGUGCUGACGCUGGAGAAAAAGCAGACAUGGAGCGUGCCUAAUCUGAGGAGCGAUCAGCCUGAGACGCAGGCCCAUCUGAGUUCGAUCGCCAGUCGGAUCAAAGACUUGAAGCCUCUGGGCAUGUUCCGGCUGGGCGAGGCGGAAUUCCUGGUGACGUUUGAGGAAUGUGCCGUCUAUGUCAACAAGCACGGAGACAUCUCACGUGGAGUGGUGAUGGAGUUCGUGGGUCGGGCCAAGUCGGCCUGCCUCUAUGCGCAAUACUUGAUCCUGGUGGACGACGAUUUUGUCGAGAUUCGGGAUGCGCAGAACGGCCGACUGAAGCAAGUCAUCGCCGGGAAGGACAUCCGGCUCCUUGAUGAUGGAGGGGGCGGUUCGGGCGGCGCCCAGCCCCAGACGCAAACACAGCCGGCUUUAGGAGGGGGGAUCAAUGGUCUCGGGCUCAAGAAUUUCCUGACCGCGCCACGCACUCCGAAGUUGGUGUUGCAGCAUCCGGAAUACGACAAGAGCCAUCUCAUUGUCGAGUUGCUGCUCACGACGGAGACGGAGUAA
Capronia epimyces CBS 606.96 is the source of this 5352-nucleotide messenger RNA. RefSeq lists its product as uncharacterized. Lineage: Eukaryota; Fungi; Ascomycota; Eurotiomycetes; Chaetothyriales; Herpotrichiellaceae. Gene Ontology annotation, molecular function: guanyl-nucleotide exchange factor activity. The coding region runs from base 1 to 5352 and encodes 1783 amino acids. The record is from RefSeq and is a predicted model, not a curated record. The transcript is spliced from 2 exons.